AUGGCCUACAAUAUCGGAAGAAACGAAAUACUGACAGAUGUGGCUCUAUAUUUGCAAACAGUGUUGGUCGCCGAAUCCCUUUCAGAGCGAGCCGAAAUACAACGCCAACAGCUCUUGGAAAAACUCACCAACAGAGAAAUGUCGCCGACUAGGACACCGUACAUGGACAUGAACGGACGUUCAAAGGGUCUGAUAAUGAAGUCGAACAGCUUCGCGUGCUUACACCAGCAAGCGGCGUACGAAGAACUGUGCUCGAACCAGCCGAUCUACAACAACGUGCCGUACGAAGACGACAUACUGAAUUACGAAACUUUCGUGACCGGCUGCAACGGGUACAGUCCGCCGCCCAAACACCACCUGAACGCGAAGCGGCACAGCGCGCCGAACAGCGGCGGAGGCGGCAUCGCCGACAACAGCCACCUGUCGACGGGAUCGCUGAGCAAGUCGGCGCUGAACGGCAGCAGCAGCCUCAGCAGCCGGUCGAACAGCGACUCGUCCGAGAGCUCGAAGAGUGAGGUGAUCUACGUGUCGGCGAACGCGGUUAAGUACUCGGCCAGCAAGUACGGGCCGCUGACGAAACGAGAGAAGAUACUGUUCGUCGACCACACGAAGAAGUACUGGGCCGCGGUGCUGUCGUCCACCAUGUACGUGUACAACGGCGAAAAGGAGUUGAAACCUUGUUUGGUCGUCCACCUCGAAGGAUACACGGCCAGGGACGCGGCGGGCGGCGGCAACCGGAGCAAGGACUGGGUGUUCGAAGUCGUGUGCCCGGGCAAGAAGACUUACCAGUUCAUAGCUCAAAACCAAAAUGACCUGCACUCUUGGAUCGAGGCCAUCAACAAUUCGUGCAGCAAGCCGUCCACACCAGAAAUGGAGCAGCUCCCGUCGUCUCCCAUAUGCUUCAAACAGGAGCUGUUGCCUAACCGAGAAUUGCCCGUACCCCCUGCUGCUACCGAAGACCCCACCGCGCAGGAUUACUAUUAUGAUAAACCAAAUCCUAUCAUAAGACCGGUCAAUCUUUACGAGAACGGGACGGACGACGUGGACAUGAUUGAGUCGAUAUACCACUUUAUCGACGAGUCCAAACAAGAAAAGGACACGUUGCCAAAGAUCGAUAAACAGUUCUGGGACGGCGACACGUCGUAUUACAAUAUACCAAACAACAUACCGGUGCCAGUGCCAAUCAAGGAAGAUCGAAAUAACAACGAAUACGAUGAUUAUUUCGCCGAAAAGGAAACUAGCUACGACAUAAUAACGAACGACGAAUGCGAGGUGACUGUGGCGGACCCGGUUUUGGGCGUACAACAGAUAAUACAAAAAAUCGAAGAGAUAAACAGCAAAAAGUCAUCGCCUUUUUUAAGGCGUAAAUCGCAACCAAAGAUCAACAACUGCAACGGGCCAAUGAGAAACUCUACGCCGAUAUACACUACCGAUGAGUUUUACGAGCCCAUGAAAGUGAUAAAAAACAUACAACCCAACAACAACGUAGCAACAGUUGUCGGUUCACAAUCGUUUCGAAAAUCUCGUUGA
Messenger RNA from Macrosiphum euphorbiae (potato aphid), 1530 nucleotides. The record is from the annotation of a GenBank genome assembly. NCBI's taxonomy places the organism in Eukaryota, Metazoa, Arthropoda, Insecta, Hemiptera, Aphididae.